CCGUUGUAGAGGGGAGAAAGCUCUACCCCUGCCUUGUAUUGACUCCCUUCAACUCCACCAAAGGCUAUUUACGAACUCUUUGUGUUGGCGUGGAUUUCCGAUGCACGUCAACUCCGGGAUUCUUUUCUCACCUGCCAUUAAAAUCUACUUGUCCAACUAUGCAGAAUGAGUUACUUCUCCCUUCCCCAUGUGCCAAGACGAGGAGGAGGAGCGAGGGGUCAUUACUACCCUUGCUGAGGUCUCGAAGAGCAGCCAAUCGCCAUCCUCUCUUCCCUCAAUACAAUUACCAGGUUCAAGUGGCUGAAAACCAACCUCCGGGGACGGCUGUGAUAACAAUGGCAGCUCAGGACCCCGAUUCAGGUGACGCUGGGCGGCUAUUGUACUCUAUGGAUGCUCUGAUGAACAGCCGGUCACUGAAGCUGUUUAGCAUAGACUCCCAUAAUGGCCUCAUCACCACCACUGAAGUUUUGGACAGGGAGAACAUGGACUUACACUACUUCCGGGUGACUGCUGUGGAUUAUGGGGUUCCCCGUCUUUCAGCCACCACCAUGGUUGCUAUCACCGUGGCAGACAGAAAUGACCAUAAUCCAGUAUUUGAGCAGAGUGAGUACAGAGAGACUAUCAGAGAAAAUGUAGAAGAGGGCUACCCUAUCUUACAGCUGAGGGCCACAGAUGUGGACUCCCCGCCCAAUGCCAACAUAAGAUACCGUUUUGUAAAUGCUCAAGCAGCCCACUCUGUCUUUGAAAUAGAUUCACGGUCAGGGCUGAUCACCACAAGUGGGCAAGUGGACCGAGAGAAAAUGGAGAAAUAUUCUUUGGUGGUGGAGGCCAACGAUCAAGGGAAAGAACCUGGUCCUCGAUCUGCCACAGUUAGAGUCUAUAUCACAGUCCUUGAUGAGAAUGACAAUGUCCCGCAGUUCAGUGAGAAGCGCUAUAUAGUCCAGGUAAGAGAGGAUAUAAGACCCCAUUCAGAAAUUCUGAGAGUUACAGCCACUGACUUGGACAAGGACAAUAAUGCUUUAGUUCAUUAUAAUAUCAUCAGCGGGAACAGCAGAGGACAGUUUUCCAUUGACAGUGUAACGGGAGAAAUACAGGUGGUGGCUCCUUUGGAUUUCGAAGUUGAGCGAGAAUAUGCCCUGAGAAUCCGUGCCCAGGAUGCAGGGCGGCCUCCUCUAUCUAACAACACAGGCAUGGUUAGCAUUCAGGUGGUGGACAUUAAUGACCAUGCCCCCAUUUUUGUCAGCACUCCCUUUCAAAUAUCUGUCCUGGAAAAUGCUCCCUUUGGUCAUUCAGUGAUUCACAUUCAGGCUGUGGAUGCAGAUUAUGGAGAAAACUCUCGACUGGAGUACAAGCUUUCUGGGACCUCCUCUGAUACCCCCUUCGUGGUGAACAGUGCCACUGGCUGGAUUACUGUAAGUGGCCCCUUGGAUCGAGAAACUGUGGAGCACUAUUUCUUUGGGGUAGAGGCUCGAGACCAUGGCUCCCCAACUUUAUCAGCUUCUGCUAGUGUCACCAUCACUGUAAUGGAUGUAAAUGACAAUCGCCCUGAAUUCACUCAGAAAGAAUAUUUCAUCCGUCUUAAUGAAGAUGCUGGUGUGGGAACCAGCGUUCUCAGCGUCACAGCCAUUGAUCGGGAUGUGAACAGUGCCAUCAGCUACCAGAUAACAGGUGGGAACACACGGAACCGCUUUGCCAUCAGUACUCAGGGGGGAGUGGGUCUGAUCACCCUCUCUUUGCCCCUGGAUUACAAACAGGAGAGGCGCUAUGUGCUCACAGUGACAGCUUCUGAUCGAACUCUGCAUGACAAUUGCCACGUGCACAUCAACAUUACUGAUGCCAACACUCAUAGGCCAGUGUUCCAGAGUGCCCAUUACUCUGUGAGUGUUAAUGAGGAUCGUCCUGUAGGCAGCACAGUGGUAGUGAUUAGUGCCACUGAUGAUGAUGUGGGGGAGAAUGCCAGGAUUACUUACUACUUGGAUGACAAUAUCCCCCAGUUUCGCAUUGAUGCUGACACUGGUGCCAUCACAUUACAGGCAGAGCUGGAUUAUGAAGACCAAGUCACUUAUACCCUGGCUAUUACAGCCAAAGAUAAUGGGAUCCCUCAGAAAGCUGAUACAACCUAUGUAGAAAUCAUGGUAAAUGAUGUGAAUGACAAUUCUCCCCAGUUUGUUAGUGCUCACUAUCAAGGCAUCAUCUCUGAGGACAGCCCUCCCUUCACUAGUGUCCUUCAGAUCUCUGCCACUGACCGGGAUGCCCAUGCCAAUGGACGCGUGCAGUACACCUUCCAGAGUGGGGAGGAUGGGGAUGGGGACUUCACAAUAGAACCCACUUCUGGGAUUAUCCGCACUGUCCGCAAGCUGGACCGUGAGACCAUCCCAGUCUAUGAACUCACUGCUUAUGCUGUGGACAGAGGAGUCCCACCUCAAAGAACACCUGUCCAUAUUCAAGUCACUGUCCAAGAUGUUAAUGACAAUGCCCCUGUCUUUCCAGCUGAGGAGUUUGAGGUCUUAGUGAAGGAGAACAGCAUUGUGGGCUCUGUAGUGGCCCAGAUCACAGCCAUCGAUCCCGAUGAGGGACCCAAUGCCCAGAUCAUGUACCAGAUUGUUGAAGGUAACAUCCCUGAAAUUUUUCAGAUGGACAUAUUUUCAGGUGAGCUCACUGCCCUGAUUGACCUGGACUAUGAGACGAAGUCGGAGUAUGUCAUCGUAGUUCAGGCAACCUCUGCCCCCCUUGUCAGCCGAGCCACAGUUCGCAUCAAGCUCAUUGACCAGAAUGAUAACAGCCCUGUCCUUAAAAACUUCCAGAUCCUCUUUAACAACUAUGUUUCCAACAAGUCCAACACUUUCCCUUCAGGGGUGAUAGGGAAGAUCCCCGCUUAUGACCCAGAUGUGUCUGACAGACUCUUCUACACUUUUGAACGAGGAAACGAGCUGCACUUGUUGAUUGUCAACCAGACUAGUGGGGAACUCCGCCUGAGCCGCAAGCUGGACAACAACCGCCCUUUGGUGGCCUCCAUGCUGGUGACCGUCACAGAUGGGAUCCACAGCGUUACAGCCCAGUGCGUCCUGCGAGUCAUAGUAAUCACUGAGGAUAUGUUAGCCAACAGCAUCACUGUGCGUCUAGAAAACAUGUGGCAAGAGCGGUUCCUCUCACCACUCCUAGCCAGUUUUUUAGAGGGUGUGGCCACAGUGCUAGCCACGCCCAAGGAAGAUGUCUUCAUUUUUAACAUCCAGAAUGACACAGAUGUUGGAGGCCAAGUGUUAAAUGUCAGUUUCUCAGCAAUGGCACCUCGUGGUGGCCACUUCUUCAGCUCUGAAGAACUUCAGGAGCAACUGUACAUGAAGCGCAUGACCCUGACCUCAGUCUCCAUGCUGGAGGUGUUGCCCUUUGAUGAUAACGUUUGCCUUCGUGAACCUUGCCAGAAUUACAUGAAGUGCAUCUCAGUGCUCAAGUUUGACAGCUCGGCUCCCUUCAUCGCCUCCCCCUCCACCCUCUUCCGGCCCAUCCACCCCAUUACAGGCCUGCGAUGCCGCUGCCCCCAAGGCUUCACUGGGGACUACUGUGAAAUGGAGAUCAACCUCUGCUAUUCCAACCCUUGCCAAAAUGGAGGUGUCUGCACCCGCAAGGAAGGCGGUUAUACCUGCAUCUGCAGCCAGCAUUUCACAGGUGACAAUUGUGAAGUGGACAGCCGGACAAGCCGCUGUGUCCCUGGUGUGUGCAGGAAUGGAGGCACCUGUACCAACUCUGCAGAUGGUGGUUUCCUGUGCCAGUGCCCACCAGGGGGCUUUGAAAAGCCUUACUGCGAAGUAUCCACACGUUCCUUCCCCCCCAAAUCUUUCAUCAUGUUCAGAGGAUUGCGCCAGAGGUUCCACCUCACCCUCUCCCUCUCAUUCGCAACCUUAGAGCACAGUGGUCUCCUAAUCUACAAUGGACGUCUGAAUGAGAAGCAUGACUUCCUGGCUGUAGAGAUUGUGGAUGGGCAGGUGCAGCUGAAGUACUCCACAGGUGAAUCGAGCACUGUGGUUACCCCAUAUGUGCCAGGAGGUGUGAGUGAUGGGCAGUGGCAUACAGUGCAGCUUCAUUAUUACAACAAGCCCAAGAUCAGCUCCCUCGGUUCGGUUCAGGGACCUUCCAAAGACAAGGUGGCAAUCCUGAUGGUGGACAAAUGUGAUGCAUCUGUGGCCCUGCAGUUUGGCAAUGAGAUCGGAAACUAUUCCUGUGCAGCAGAAGGGGUACAGUCCAGUUCCAAAAAAUCACUGGACCUCACUGGGCCCUUGCUCCUUGGAGGGGUCCCCAAUCUGCCUGAGAAUUUCCCUGUUGAGCACAGGGAGUUUGUGGGGUGCAUGAGAGAUCUGUACAUUGACAGUAAACGCAUUGACCUGGCUUCCUACAUUGCAAACAAUGGAACCUCCACAGGUUGCCAUGCCAAGCACUCCUUCUGUGAUUCAAACCCUUGCAAGAACAGUGGCACCUGCACUGUGGGCUGGUCCACCUUCACCUGUGAAUGUCCUGUAGGCUUUGGAGGCAAGGACUGCCGGCAUGUCAUGCAUCAUCCUCACCGUUUCCAAGGCAACAGCAUCCUUUACUGGGACUUCAAGAAUGAAGUGAAAAUCUCCACUCCAUGGUAUAUCGGCCUAGCAUUCCGAACGCGCCAAUUGGAGGGAGUAUUGCUUCAGGCUCAUGCAGGCCAGUACACCACCCUACUGUGCCAGCUGGACUCCGGCCUGCUCUCCUUCAUGGUGAACAGGGGCUCUGGACGUAUCACCAGGCUCCUCCUGGACCACAUGCAGCUGAAUGAUGGGAAAUGGCAUGAUCUACAACUGCAGCUACAAGAUGUACGCAGUGGCCGAGAGACACGCUAUAUCAUCACUCUCAAUCUGGACUUUGGACUCUACCAGGACACCAUAGCUGUUGGAAAUGAGCUGCAUGGCCUCAAAGUUAAGCAUCUCCAUGUUGGGGGAAUCUUAGAUUCUGGUAAAGUGCAUCGUGGUUUGGAGGGAUGCAUCCAGGGAGUGCACCUAGGUGAUACACCCACAGGGAGUGCAUUAGUCAAGCCCAGCAGCACUUUGAACGUGGAGGCAGGCUGUACUGUGGCCAACCCUUGUGACUCUAGUCCUUGUCCAGCCAAUGGUAUUUGCCAGGACAAAUGGCAAACUUAUUCUUGUGGGUGCCAGCCAGGUUACUAUGGUGAGAGCUGUGUCGAUGCCUGCCAUCUGAACCCUUGCAAGAACAAGUCAGUGUGUCGGCGAAAGCCAGGUUCACCCCAUGGUUAUGUCUGUGAGUGCGGAGAAAACUACUUCGGACAAUAUUGUGAGCACAGGAUGGACCAACAAUGCCCCAAGGGCUGGUGGGGAAACCCAACAUGUGGACCCUGCAACUGUGAUGCAGCCAAGGGAUUUGACCCAGACUGUAAUAAAUCCAAUGGGCAAUGUCGCUGUAAGGAAUUCCAUUAUCGUCCUAAAGGAAGUGACACCUGUCUUCCCUGUGACUGCUAUCCCAUUGGUUCCUCCUCCCGUUCCUGUGAUCAGGAAAUGGGCCAGUGCUACUGCAGGCCAGGUGUAAUUGGACGACAGUGCAACAGUUGUGACAGUCCUUUUGCAGAGGUGACUCCCAGUGGUUGUCAGGUGCUCUACGAUGCAUGUCCUAAAUCUCUGAAAGCUGGAGUGUGGUGGCCCCAGACCAAGUUUGGCUUGCCAGUGGCAGUACCCUGUCCCAAAGGUUCCUUGGGUUUGCGGGGUACAGGUGCAGCAGUUCGGCACUGUGAUGAAGAGAAAGGUUGGAUGGAACCAGAUCUGUUCAACUGCACGUCACCUGCCUUUAAGGAGCUCUCAACACUGCUGGAGGGUCUGGAAAGGAAUGAAACUGAACUGAAUACCAUAGAAGCCAAGAAACUGGCCCACCAGCUACGGGCAGUGACAGACCAGAUGGAGCGCUACUUUGGCAAUGAUGUUCAUAUCACAUAUCGCCUGCUGUCCCACUUGAUGGCAUUUGAGAGCAGGCAGCAUGGCUUUGGCCUCACAGCCACCCAAGAUGCCCACUUCAAUGAGAACCUGCUGCAAGCUGGCAGCUCAGUGCUAGCACUAGAGAAUCGGGAGCACUGGGACACAUUGCUACAGAAUGAUCAUGGUAGUGCAGGCCUGAUGGAACAGUUGCGAGAGUACACAGGCACCCUGGCCAGUAAUAUGAAACUCACCUACCUCAACCCUGUUGGUGUGGUGACUCCCAAUAUUGUGCUCAGCAUUGACCGCAUGGAGAAUACCACCAACAUCAGGAGACGCUAUCCUCGUUAUCACAGCAGCCUCUUUCGUGGCCAGGCAAUGUGGGACCCACACACUCACAUAGUUCUUACACCUCCCAAAAUAGAAGCUCCAACCACUGCUGCAUCUAUAUCAGCUAGCAGUGAAGCCAACAACACCAUGGAAAGCUCCCCCCCAAAGCACUCCUUGCCAGAACCUGAGCCUGCUGUAACUAUCCUCAUCCUCAUAAUUUACCGCACACUUGGAGGGCUUCUGCCUGCCCGCUACCAGGUGGAUCGCCGCAAUCUCAGGCUCCCCAAAAACCCUGUUAUGAAUUCCCCCAUAGUGAGUGUAUCUGUGUUCAGCAAUCACACAUUUCUCCAGGGAUCUUUGGAGACACCCUUAGUGCUAGAAUUCCGCCUGCUUGAGACUGUCAACCGCAGCAAGCCCCUCUGUGUUCAGUGGAAUCACUCUAGCCAGAUUGAGCCCACUGGUUUCUGGACAGCGCGGGAUUGUGAGCUUGUGUAUCGAAAUACCACGCACGUCCGCUGCCACUGCUCCCAAUUUGGCACUUUUGGAGUCCUGAUGGACAGCUCCCACCGAGAGCAGCUGGAGGGCGACCUGGAGACCUUGGCCAUUGUGACCUAUUCCUUGGUGUCUCUCUCCCUGGUGUGCUUGUUGCUGACCUUCUCCUUCCUGGUAUGCCUGAAAGGUCUCAAGUCCAACACCCGGGGCAUCCACUGUAACAUCUCUGUCACCCUCUUCUUCUCAGAGCUUCUCUUUCUCUUGGGCAUCAACCAAACUGAAAACCAGUUCUUCUGCACUGUGAUUGCCAUCCUGCUGCACUACUUCUUCCUCUCCACGUUUGCUUGGCUCUUUGUGCAAGGGCUCCAUAUUUACCGCAUGCAGACUGAAGUCCGCAAUAUCAACUAUGGAGCCAUGAGGUUCUACUAUGCCAUUGGUUGGGGGGUCCCCGCCAUCAUCACAGGAUUAUCAGUUGGCUUGGAUCCAGAGGGCUAUGGAAACCCAGAUUUCUGCUGGAUUUCCAUUCAUGAUAAACUGAUCUGGAGUUUUGCAGGGCCCAUUGCUGUUGUCAUCCUGAUGAAUGGUGUGAUGUUCUUGCUGGUGGCAAAGAUGCUGUGUUCCCCAGGGCAGAAGGAAACUAAGAAGAAAUCUGUUCUCAUGACGCUGCGCAGCUCCUUCGUUCUGCUUCUAGUUAUUAGCACUACUUGGCUCUUUGGCCUCUUGGCUAUCAACAACAGUGUCCUGGCUUUCCACUACCUCUACACUAUCCUCUGCAGCCUUCAGGGCUUGGCGGUGCUGGUUCUGUUCUGUGUCCUGAACGAGGAGGUGCAAGAAGCCUGGAAACUAGCCUGUCUUGGCAAAAAGGGCCAGAGUGAGGAAGCCAACAGAGGUGGUCAGGGCCCUAAUGCCUACAACAACACAGCUCUCUUUGAGGAGAGUGGUCUCAUCCGUAUCACCCUGGGAGCAUCCACCAUCUCAUCUGUCAGCAGCGUGCGCUCAGCCCACACACAUUCCAGCCAGCGAGGCUACCUCAGAGAGAACAUGAUGGCACAUCAAGGCUCAGCCCUGGAUCAUAACUUGCUCAAUCAUGCUGGCCCCACAGACCUUGAUGUAGCUAUGUUUCACCGCGAUGCAGGACCAGAUCAAGACUCCGACUCAGACAGUGACCUCUCUCUUGACGAAGAACGCAGCCUCUCAAUUCCAUCAUCAGAGAGUGAGGAAAAUGUGCAUCUCCGGGGCAGGUUCCAGCGCCAAUUCAAAAGGGCAGCACACAGUGAGAGGCUUCUCACCAACCCUUCCAACACCACACCCAAAGAUGUAGAUGGCAAUGACCUGAUGUCUUACUGGCCAGCACUGGGUGAAUGUGAAGUUCACCCCUGCUCCCUCCAGAAGUGGGGCUCAGAGAGGAAACUUGGAUUUGAUGUCAAUAAAGAUGCCGCCAACAAUAACCAGCCAGACCUGGCCUUAACCAGUGGAGAUGAGAACUCCCUCACACAGACCCAACGGCAGAGGAAAGGCAUCCUAAAGAAUCGUCUCCAGUAUCCUCCAGCUCUACAAGGCCUGUCAUCCGUGGGCAGAAUGACCAAUGAGCUUUCCUGGUACAGAACAUCCACUCUGGGUCACAGGGCUGUUCCUGCAGCUUCUUAUGGCAGGAUUUAUUCUGGAGCAGGCAGUCUCUCUCAGCCAGCAAGCCGUUAUUCUUCACGGGAACAACUUGACAUGCUGAUGAGAAGGCAGAUGUCCAGAGAACAGCUGAGCCGGAAUAAUUCUGGCGAGUGCCUGGAAGCUGUAGCCAGCAGGCAUGGGUCUUGGGAGCGACUGGACACCAUUCUGAACAGGCCUGGGUCAAGGGAGCAUCUGGACACAAUCCUCAGCCAACAUGGGUCUAGGGAGCAUCUGGCAAGCAUACCCAGUAGGCAUGGGUCUAGAGAAAACUUAGGUGAAGUAGCUACAGGACAUGAUCAAAGAAUUCAUGGAAAUACUCUGCCUAGGAGGCAGGGAUCUAGAGACCAUCUUAAUACUUUGCCCUGUAGAUUUGGAUCACGAGAACAGCUAAACUGUGGUGGGGCAGUAAGAGAGAUCUCUAGAGAAUGGGUGAACACCGUGCCUAACAGGCAAGCAUCAAGAGAUUGUAUGGACACUUUGCCAAGUCAAGACACUUCUCGAGAACAGCUGGAUUUCCUAUCCAGAAGGCAGCCUUCAAGGGACCAGUUAGUAUUAGCUAGACAAAUAUCAAGGGAUCAGCUGGACUUCUUAUCCAGAAGGUCUAAUUCCAGAGAGCAUCUGGACACAAUGCCUGGCAGGCAAGCUUCUCGGGAAAAUCUAGAGGCUCUUUCUAGGCAGCAACCUUCUAGAGAAAAUCUCAAACUCCUCUCCAGAAGGCUUCCUUCUAGAGAAAAUCUUGAAGCGAUCCCCAGCCGUCACCCCUCCACAGAGCAAUUAGACAUCCUUUCUUCUAUUCUGGCUUCUUUUAACUCCUCUGCCUUGUCCUCUGUGCAAUCAUCCAGCACCCCCUCAGGCCCACAGACCACACCCACACCUUCUGUGGCACAGACAUCCUCGACACCCUCCAUGCUGUGUCCUUCACCACCUCGCUCUGCCACAUCUCACAGUAUUUCCGAGCUGUCACCAGACUCAGAAAGAGUAACAAGAAGUGAAGGUCAUUCCUGAGGGGCUGUCUCCUGAGAGUGCAAAGGAAGAAGAAGGAAUGAUUGCCAGGCCCGACUCUUCCAGCAGAGAUUUGGGAUCCUUCAGGCACCUUCAAGGAAAGAACUGAGGCUGAUUUGGAAGCCCGAAUCAACCACGACCUCCCCCAGCACUAUGUGGUGGAGAACUCGUGGGGUGAGAGCCAGGCAAAAUGCACAGACCUGGCUAUGGAAGAAAGGUGUCUCGGGUACCUCUGUGCCAUACUGGUCACCCUCCCUGCUCAGAGGGACACCCUGAAUGGAAGGGGAGGAAGUAACCACACCAUGAGCUAACACUGUUUGUUACAUAUCAGAAGCAGAACAACAGAAACCUUCCUUUCCGAAACAUUUCUGUACUCUGUGCAAACAUGAAAGGGUGGGGUGGCUGCAGUGGGGAGGGGCAGGGAAGGUUUUUUAUACAUUUUUGUAUCUUUGUAAUCAGAGAGAAGAGAAAUUUCUAUGGUUAUUUUUACGGUUCUUCUGUUCCUGUUGCUGUAAUGCUGAUCUCAUUUGUCUUGACAGUGAUAUGUCUGAACUGUGGCAUGAUGCUAUGCAGGCUUCUCCCCAGCAGGCCUCCACAAAGAUCCUGUGGAAGGAGAAUGGGGUGACAGAUCCAUUGAGGAUUCUCUUCAGCCAGCCCUCUGGGUGGUGUCCUGUUGGGUGCCUCUCACAUGUUCUCACGAUGGCAGUAAUGUGGCAGACAGCUUGCUGGGAGUCGAGGCAGGAUCUCUCUCUUUCAUAUGCGCACAUGUG
Molecule: messenger RNA, 10198 nt
Organism: Heteronotia binoei (common prickly gecko)
Lineage: Eukaryota; Metazoa; Chordata; Lepidosauria; Squamata; Gekkonidae
Gene: CELSR3
Product: cadherin EGF LAG seven-pass G-type receptor 3
Exons: 36
Coding region: 159-9431 (3090 amino acids)
Biological process (GO): G protein-coupled receptor signaling pathway; cell surface receptor signaling pathway; homophilic cell-cell adhesion
Cellular component (GO): plasma membrane
Molecular function (GO): calcium ion binding; G protein-coupled receptor activity
Source: RefSeq, a predicted model, not a curated record